This is a messenger RNA of Trematomus bernacchii (emerald rockcod), 3120 nucleotides long. Its product is annotated as myosin-10-like. NCBI's taxonomy places the organism in Eukaryota, Metazoa, Chordata, Actinopteri, Perciformes, Nototheniidae. The transcript has a single exon. The record is from RefSeq and is a predicted model, not a curated record. Bases 1 to 3120 code for a protein of 1039 amino acids.
AUGUCUCCUAAAUCCUUGCUGCAGCCUCUGGAUCAAGUUCUUCUCUCCGCUGAGGAGAAGCUCAAGAAGCGGAGCUUGGCACUGAAGCAAGUCAGCACCUCUAAAGCCCUCGAAGAGCUAAUGGGCUUUCAGACCCAGGCCAGGUUGGAGAAGGAGAAGAUGGAGGCAAAGAUACAUGAGAUGGAGGAGGACUUAAAAAAAGAAAAGACAAGAUCGUGGGAUCUGAGCUGCCAAUGGCUGGAAGAAAUCAAUAGCUUAAGGACAGAGCUGUCGGUUUUUCAGUCACACAACCAACACUUGAAAGAGGAAAAUGCCAGGGUGACACAGAAGCAAGUCAGCACCUCUGAAGCCUUCGAGGAGCUAAUGGGCCUUCAAACCCAGGCCAAGAUGGAGAAGGAGGAGAUGGAUGCCAAGAUAAAUCAGAUGGAGGAGGACUUUAAUAAAGAGAAGAAAACUUGGUCGGAUCUGAGCUGCCAACGGCUUGAAGAAAUUAGUAGCUUAGGGACGGAGCUGUCGGAUGCUCAGUCACACAUCGACCACCUGAAGGAAGAAAAUGCCAAGCUGACGAUCAAGGAUGACAGCACCUCUGAAGCCUUCGAGGAGCUAAAGGGCCUUCAGACCCAGGCCAAGAUGGAGAAGGAGGAGAUGGUGGCCAAGGUAAAUGAGAUAGAGGAAGACUUUAACAAAGAGAAGACAAGCUUGAGGACGGAGCUGUCGGAUGCUCAGUCACACAUCGACCACCCGAAGGAGGAAAAUGCCAAGCUUACGAGGAAGGAUGACAGCACCUCUGAAGACCUCGAGGAGCUAAUGGGCCUUCAGUCACAAGCCAAGACGGAGAAGGAGGAGAUGGAGGCCAAGAUAAAUCAGAUGGAGGAGGACUUUAAUAAAGAGAAGACAACAUGGUCGGAUCUGAGCUGCCAACGGCUUGAAGAAAUUAGUAGCUUAGGGACGGAGCUGUCGGUUGCUCAGUCACACAUUGACCACCUGAAGGAAGAAAAUGCCAAGCUGACGAUCAAGGAUGACAGCACCUCUGAAGCCUUCGAGGAACUGAUGGACCUUCAGACCCAGGAGAAGGAGGAGAUGGAGGCCAAGAUAAAUGAGAUGGAGGAGGACUUUAAGAAAGAGAAGACAACAUGGUCAGAUCUGAGCUGCCAACGGCUGGAAGAAAUUAGUAGCUUAAGGACGGAGCUGUCGGUUGCUCAGUCACACAUUGACCACCUGAAGGAAGAAAAUGUCAAGCUGACGAUCAAGGAUGACAGCACCUCUGAAGCCUUCGAGGAACUGAUGGACCUUCAGACCCAGGAGAAGGAGGAGAUGGAGGCCAAGAUAAAUGAGAUGGAGGAGGACUUUAAGAAAGAGAAGACAACAUGGUCAGAUCUGAGCUGCCAACGGCUGGAAGAAAUUAGUAGCUUAGGGACGGAGCUGUCGGAUGCUCAGUCACACAUUGACCACCUGAAGGAAGAAAAUGUCAAGCUGACGAUCAAGGAUGACAGCACCUCUGAAGCCUUCGAGGAACUGAUGGACCUUCAGACCCAGGAGAAGGAGGAGAUGGAGGCCAAGAUAAAUGAGAUGGAGGAGGACUUUAAGAAAGAGAAGACAACAUGGUCAGAUCUGAGCUGCCAACGGCUGGAAGAAAUUAGUAGCUUAGGGACGGAGCUGUCGGAUGCUCAGUCACACAUUGACCACCUGAAGGAAGAAAAUGUCAAGCUGACGAUCAAGGAUGACAGCACCUCUGAAGCCUUCAAGGAGCUAAAGGGCCUUCAGACCCAGGCCAAGAUGGAGAAAGAAGAGAUGGAGGCCAAGAUAAAUGAUAUUGAGGAGGACUUUAAAAAGGAGAAGACAAGCUUAAGGAUGGAGCUGUCGGAUGUUCAGUCACACAUCGACCACCUGAAGGAAGAAAAUGCCAAGCUGACGAUCAAGGAUGACAGCACCUCUGAAGACCUCAAGGAGCUAAUGGGCCUUCAGACCCAGGCCAAGAUGGAGAAGGAGGAGAUGGAGGCCAAGAUAAAUCAGAUGGAGGAGGACUUUAAUAAAGAGAAGACAACAUGGUCGGAUCUGAGCUGCCAACGGCUGGAAGAAAUUAGUAGCUUAGGGACGGAGCUGUCGGUUGCUCAGUCACACAUUGACCACCUGAGGGAAGAAAAUGCCAAGCUGACGAUCAAGGAUGACAGCACCUCUGAAGCCUUCGAGGAACUGAUGGACCUUCAGACCCAGGCCAAGAUGGAGAAGGAGGAGAUGGUGGCAAAGUUAAAUAUGGUGGAGGAGGACUUUAAUAAAGAGAAGACAACAUGGUCAGAGCUGAGCUGCCAACGGCUUGGAGAAAUCAGUAGCUUAGGGACGGAGCUGUCGGAUGCUCAGUCACACAUCGACCACCAGAAGGAAGAAAAUGCUAAGCUGAAUAUGAAGGAUGACAGCACUUCUGAAGCCUUCAAGGAUCUAAUGGGCCUUCAAACCCAGGCCAAGAUGGAGAAGGAGGAGAUGGCGGCCAAGAUAAAUGAGAUAGAGGAGGACUUUGAAAAAGAUAAGACAAGCUUAAAGAUGGAGCUGUCGGAUGCUCAUUCAAACAUCGACCAUCUGAAGGAGGAGCUCUUGGAUAGCAGAAGACAAGCAGAGAGAGAAAUCACAUCUCUUCAAGAAAGUUUCAGCAUUCAGAUACAGGAGAGUUCUGCAAGGAUUUCUGCCACUGUGGAUCACUGGAGAGAGGUGAUCCGGGGCACAGAGGAGGAAGCUGCCACAACAAUAAGGGAAUCGAAGGAAGCGUGGCAGGGGAGAUUUAAACAGCUGGAGAAGAAUAUUGAAUCAAAAGGAGGUCUCAUCUCCAGCUUGAUUGAUAAAAUGAGAGCAUCCGCAUACAGUCACAGGCAAACCUUGAACCUGCUGAGCCGAAACCGGUCAGAGCUUUGCGAGAGCCAGAAGAGCGUUGAUGCCCUGAAAGAAACCUACCAGACGGAGCUGACGGAGAAGGAGAACAGCUGUCAAAGAAGAGUGGCAGAGAUGGUGAGCAGGAACGAACUGGAGAGGUUGCUGCUCCAAAAAGAAGCAGAGGGCAUGCGUAGGACCAGCGCACUGGAGGAGGAGAUCCAGCGGCUAAUCAGAGAGAAAAGGCAGCUGCAGGUAUGA